AGCCAACAUGAUGAGAUUGAAACAAAAUUUUUUGAGGAGAAAGCUGCAUUGGAAGCAAAAUACCAGAAGCUUUAUGAACCUCUCUACACUAAGAAAGGAGUGCCUGACUUUUGGCUUACUGCAAUGAAGACUAAUGACGUACUUUCUGAGGAGAUUACCGAGCGUGAUGAAGGGGCACUCAAGCAUCUCAAAGAUAUCAAGUGGUCUAGGAUAGAUGAUCCAAAAGGAUUCAAGCUGGAGUUCUUCUUUGAUACUAAUCCAUAUUUCAAAAAUUCCAUCCUGACAAAAACAUAUCACAUGGUCGACGAGAACGAGCCUAUUUUGGAGAAGGCUAUUGGGACUGAGAUCGAAUGGUAUCCUGGUAAAUGCUUGACACAGAAGCUUUUGAAGAAGAAGCCAAGAAAGGGAUCGAAGAAUGCGAAACCUGUGACCAAAACUGAAGAUUGUGCAAGCUUCUUUAACUUCUUUAGCCCUCCUGAGGUCCCUAAGGAGGACGAGGAUCUUGAUGAAGAGUCUGCGGAAGAACUCCAAGCUCAGAUGGAACAGGAUUAUGACAUUGGUUCAACAAUUCGAGACAAAAUCAUUCCUCAUGCAACAUCAUGGUUCACUGGAGAGGCUGUUCAUGGGGAUGGGUUUGACGAUUCAGAUGAUGACGACGAGGACGAUGAGUUAUACGAUGACGAUGAUGAAGACGAAGAGGAUGUGGACGAUGACGAGGAAGAGGAGGAU
Messenger RNA from Malus domestica (apple), 729 nucleotides. RefSeq names its product nucleosome assembly protein 1-1 (gene NAP). Gene Ontology annotation, cellular component: nucleus; chromatin. Gene Ontology annotation, biological process: somatic cell DNA recombination; nucleosome assembly. Lineage: Eukaryota; Viridiplantae; Streptophyta; Magnoliopsida; Rosales; Rosaceae. The record is from RefSeq and is marked provisional. Gene Ontology annotation, molecular function: histone binding; chromatin binding.